This is a messenger RNA of Passer domesticus (house sparrow), 10249 nucleotides long. It is a transcript of the gene OPRK1, whose product is annotated as opioid receptor kappa 1. The transcript has 6 exons. The record is from RefSeq and is a predicted model, not a curated record. Gene Ontology annotation, molecular function: dynorphin receptor activity; neuropeptide binding. Gene Ontology annotation, biological process: sensory perception of pain; neuropeptide signaling pathway; G protein-coupled opioid receptor signaling pathway. Gene Ontology annotation, cellular component: plasma membrane; neuron projection. Lineage: Eukaryota; Metazoa; Chordata; Aves; Passeriformes; Passeridae. The coding region runs from base 4068 to 5201 and encodes 377 amino acids.
UGGAGAAGGGCAGUGGAGGUGAUGAUGUAGCUGAGGGGUUGUUAGGCCUGGAGAAUAGAAGGCCCACAGGAGACCUUAUAACUCCUGCUACUACCCAAAAUAAGGCUGUAGCCAGGUGGGAGUCAAUAUCUUCUCACAGGCACUAGAAUAAAUCAACAAACAGUUCUAAGUACGAAGCAAAGAAGAUUAAGAUUUCGGUAUCAUUGGCAUAUAAUCAACAGAGUUCUUACCCUUCCUGGAAAUGAAUCAUCCAUCUUUUCUUGUUAAAAAGGUCUUUUGAAGGGCAUAGAACACACCAUUUCCCAAGAGCUGUGUUCACACAGAGAGCUAACAUUUCUGGAUGCAGAGAGACAAGAGAACUUUGUUUCCUUGGCAACUGGAGCCACCAGAAAGCAUUUCCAGCAUCUGUUACCUUUACACAGGCUCACUAUCACUUUAGCCUUUGGUUAAUCAUGUAGUAAAAACAAAUAUUAGGUGAAGAAGCCUCUUGAUAGUGUGCUCCACUUAAGUCAUGUGGUCUCUUCUCCAGCCCCUAGAAUAAGUGAUCUCUGGAGAUGAUCCUGUUCCAAAGUGUUCAGUGUUAUAGUUCGUGGCUGAACCUCAAGGUCUGUCCGAUCCUGCACAUUUGACUGAAACCCAUAAAAUGUCAUGGUUUUCUAGAAAACAGUGUCAGGAACUAAACAGCUUUCACUCAAAGCCUGAGUGUGCUGAGGUGAUGGAGCUGGUCUGUGCUGCAGCAUGGUGAGCAGAUGACAUGGUGCUGCACAGUUAUGCCUGUGAUUCAAAGUGGUUCAUUCUUACCUCUGAGUCAGGGCUGAAUUAACGUCCCACCACAUCUUUGAGGUUUUAAAAUACUGUGCUGAUGGGGGCAGCUCUUUAGCUUUUGGUAAGAAAAAAGACAGUGCUGAAGCCCUUCCUACCUGCUAUUGUUAAAUAUCACAUAUUUCCCUCCCCCCAGGUUUCUUAUUCAUUCAAAGAAUUUCACUAGGAUUGUAAAAGAAAAUGCUUCACAGACACAAAAUUUCCAGUUUAUGUUUGCCCUUCCAUUUAUAUUUAGCAAUAUCGUAUAGCUGACUUCUAAUUGAGGCAGAGAGCCUGGAGAAAGUAAAAAUUUGUGUAAAUGCUGUAAUAUUGUAGUCCCUAGGUUUCAGGCAGCUGAAUCUGAUAUUUUUUUUCAGUUUUGAGACCUGGAAUUUAUAACUUAAACAAUUUUCUAUAAUUAUGGAAUUUGAUAUAUAGCUUUGUAUUAAUUUUAAAAGUACAAGUCAUUUCUGUUGUGUUUUACAGAGUCCAGUGAGGUGAGCACUUUUGUGUCCAAAGUAUUACAGCAAAGACUUGGAGGGCAUGCAAGACACGUGUUUGUAAGAGCAUUACUGGAGGAAAAUGGCAGCUUCUUCUCUAAAUAUUUUCUUACUUUCCUUUGAAAGCAGGGCCUUCUGUCUCAUGUAGGCCCUUAGAGGGAGCAGGGGUUUCUGGCAUUGAUGUGUGGGCAGUCUGGGUUAGGUCACCCUGCCUUUCUCUGCCCUGUGACUCCAGGACACUCUGCCCUUUUCCACAGGACUGUUGGGAAGGGUGCAGAGGCACUGUGCAGUCAGGGGUUGAAGGAGAGGAAGAUGGUGAUGCACACUGGUUCUCCCUCUGUGUUUAGUUUUCCUUUCAAUAUCAUGGCAGUUGUUCCUGGUACCUGCAGUGAGACCAGUUGCUGCUGAUAAUCCUGAAAUUCAGGUUUUCAUUUGCAAAGCCAGUGCAAGAAAGGAUAAGAUUAUUUUUUAAAGGUGCAUAUGAUUUUGAUUUGACUUUCAAAAGACAACCCAUUCCCCUUAGCCAAGAACUUUCUUUCUACUGUAUCACAAGGUCCUACAGCAACCAAGAGCCAAAGUUGGGUCUCCAACAUAGAACACACAUAAACAAAAAGCAUCCAGCAACUUAAACAUUGCCUCUGGCUCAACAUGUAAUUUGCAGAGUGGUGGUCAAACUCCACCUCCUUCUAGUCCCAUGUAGUUACAUUGCAAACUCCAUGAAUGGCCAGUGACUACAACCGUGGGAACAUCUUUUUUGUCCUUACUCUAAGAUCUGUGGAGAGUUUCAGCACAGAAUUUAGCUAGAGAAUGAGCAGCUUACACUGUCCAACCAUUGGUGCUUCAAAAAGCUGUGAGUCUGCUAUUUAUCUUACUUUUGUAAGAUAAAUACUUAUCAUCUGUGUUGUAGAUUUACUCAGAGCAAUAAUAGGUUUCCUUCCCCAUAUAGAAGUUUUGGAUCCACCUGUAGCAAUUGGAGAGUGAGAAAAUGAUUGCUCAUAAGAGCUAAAUUAUCAAUGAGUGCUAAAACAGUGCUAUCUUAAAUCUGUCCUGUUUUACAGAAUGUGAAAAAUUCUGGGGAAGAUGCUAAGAAGUUGAAAAUUGCCAGUAUAAUUAUUUAUGAGAAGAUACAGAAACAGUGGUUCCUUUCAGUACAUGGGCAGGAGACCAUGGAUUGCAGAGGAUAGCACCAGAAAUGGAGUACAUUUUAUUUUAGGAUCUACUUAAUCUUCAAAAAAUGAAUUCUUCUUAGUUUUGUGUCCCUGUCUAAGGGACAUUUCUGUCACACAUUUAUUAUUUUUGAUUUUUAUUCAUCAUCAUGUGGAAAAGUGAAACUUUUAGACAGCUCUAUACACAUGAUCAUGAGCAGUUACUGAAGUUCUGGAGAAAACAGUGACCACAGUCAAAGCCAUUAUCACAUUUGAACAAGCCUUUUCCUCUAAGAGAGGGGGUUCUGUACCUUGUAAGCCUCCUACAUGAUUUCUCACUCAGCUGACAUAAUUUAGUCUCUUGAUUAUAGGUUUAGAAGAAAAAUAUUUGUUUAGAAUAGAAAACAGACAUAUCACAGACACUCAACAAGAGGAGCAUGAAGUAAGGUUUCAAGAUUGGAAAAGCUUGAAGGAAACCCACAGCCCCUCUCUCCAGAGACUGUUUUUCCUGCUGCACACUUUGAGAUGCAGCCAGUCUGACUGUUCCCAGCCUCUUCCAAAGGAAUAGGAAUAGCUCAGGCUCUGUCUCUUCUCUUCCAAUUUGUCAUUUAGAGAGAGUUCUGGUGGGGAUUUCAAGGUCUGUGUGCAAGUUAAAAGAUACUUGAACAAACAUAUUGGUGCCUUGCUAACUCCUGCUUGAGGGAGUAUAUUAGGGAUAAGCUCUGAGGGAUGUGAUUUCUGUACACACCACCUCCCUGUUUCUAGCUGCAGCUGGGAGAAUAAAACGCUGCAGGGAAUUCUGGGCUUCUCACACAGUGUGGGACAGCUUGAAAAAAACUGUACAGUAAUUAGGGUGCCCCUGUUUUCUUUGGUAGCCAGCUUCUGACUUUGGAGUUGCAGGUGCAAAGGAUCAGGGGCACAGCUACCCAGUGAGAAAUGUUUUGGACACACAGUUGUGGAGUCAAGAAAGAGCUGAUGGACCAGGCAAGGCAUCUAAACUUAAAAUUCCUCUUUUAUUCAAUGUCUACUAGUCUGAAAUCCUGUGGGAUUCAAUAAGGCAAACAGGAUUAUUUCUUGAGGCCUGAGAGUGCAGGGGAAUUGAGGAAAGAAAACUUGGAAAAGUGUAUUAAAAUAAGCAUUCAUUCACAACAGAACUUAUUUCUUGCUUUUCUUUUAAUUUAUCUGCAUCUCAGUGUUUAGAAAGAAGUCAUGUGAGCUUCUGAGCUGCGGGGACAGAGACAGCGGAGAACGUGUGCAUCAGUGCAGAGUGCUGCUGGAGCCCUGGCAGAGCGAGAGGGAGGCAGAGGGAGCCUGAGAGAGAAAAGGCGAAGUGGUGGGAGCUGGAACAGCAGCAGCUGCUGCUGCUGCACGGUGCAGCUCAUGCCUGGGAACCGGCUCUGCUGCCAGCACGCCUCUCUGAGGAUGCAGGUGCCUCACAUCCAAAAGUCCUAGGUGGUCAGUGGCACUUCCAGGGGCCAAGCACAGCGGCUUUAUUCUUUCCUUUUCCUGCCAAGAGCACCUGUUUGAGGACUCCGCUUCUUUUCCUGGACUGAAAGCAUACUUGCCUUCUGCUGUGUGCACUCCUCCUUCUCUCCCUCCUGCCCGUGGGGACUGUACCCCUAUGGAUGCCCCCAUACAGAUUUUCCGUGAGGAGCCAGACUCCACCUGCUCCCCAGGGCCCUGCCGCCCCCCCAGCACCAGCAGCAGCUGGGCAGACUAUGACAGCAACGCCACUGGGCUCUUUGGGGACGGCCAGCACAACCACACCAGCAUCUCCCCUGCCAUUCCCAUCAUCAUCACCGCUGUCUACUCGGUGGUCUUCGUUGUCGGCUUGGUGGGAAACUCCCUGGUCAUGUUUGUCAUCAUAAGGUACACAAAGAUGAAGACAGCGACCAACAUCUACAUCUUCAACCUGGCUAUGGCAGAUGCACUUGUUACCACGACCAUGCCUUUCCAAAGCACCGAGUACCUGAUGAACUCCUGGCCCUUUGGUGACGUGCUGUGUAAAAUAGUGAUUUCUAUUGACUAUUACAACAUGUUUACCAGCAUUUUCACACUCACCAUGAUGAGUGUUGAUCGAUACAUUGCUGUGUGUCACCCUGUGAAGGCUCUGGACUUUCGUACUCCUCUCAAAGCAAAGAUAAUCAACAUCUGUAUCUGGCUGCUGUCCUCAUCUGUUGGUAUAUCAGCAAUAGUUCUUGGAGGCACCAAAGUCAGGGAAGAUACUGCUAGCACUGAAUGCUCCUUGCAGUUUCCAGACAGAGAUUAUGUGUGGUGGGACAUCUUCAUGAAAAUCUGUGUCUUUGUCUUUGCGUUUGUUAUUCCGGUUCUCAUUAUCAUUGUUUGCUAUACUCUGAUGAUUCUGCGCCUGAAAAGCGUACGGCUUCUCUCCGGGUCUCGCGAAAAAGAUCGAAACCUGCGCCGCAUCACCAGGUUGGUGCUCGUGGUUGUGGCAGUCUUUAUCAUCUGCUGGACUCCUAUUCACAUUUUCGUGCUCGUUGAGGCCUUAGGGGACGUGUCCCACAGCACUGCUGCCAUAUCCAGCUAUUACUUCUGCAUUGCUUUGGGUUACACCAACAGCAGCCUCAACCCAAUCCUUUAUGCAUUUUUGGAUGAAAACUUCAAGAGAUGCUUCAAGGACUUCUGCUUCCCCUUCAAGAUGAGGAUGGACAGGCAGAGCACCAGCAGAGUCAGAAACACUGUGCAGGACCCAGCUUACAUGAGGGAAGCAGGUGGGGCAAACAAACCUGUAUGACUAGUCGUGGAAAUGUCCUCUUACUGUCCUCAGGAGAGAGAGGAGUCCAAUGACCUAGGACUGACACAGAUUACAACUGCAGUUUGAGAUUGACUCACCCAGACAGACAUUUCUGGAAUAUUUAAGAAAUCCCAGCAGUUUGAACUAAAGCAAGUUUAUUAUUGAUAAACAAGAAUCUCCUGAAAAUCGGCUCAAAUGAAAAGGACCUGGAUGAUGGUCAGGUUUUGGCACCAUAUCUGCUGUACUUGAGCCAACACUAAAACACACUUUUGAAGAGUGAAGAGAUAGUGUUGCACCAGGUGAUUCCGGAUAAGAAUAGUUCUCACUCUUCUCUUUACAAUAGGUAACAUCUUAAAAGGCAACAAUUGGUCAUAAAACUGAACUAUACCAGAAACUUCUGCCCCAACAGUGAUUGCUUCUAAAGUAUGGAGUUUGACAACUUGAUCCUCUUUAACAGUAAAGGGUGUUAGGUUUCUGUGAACAAUGCCACAGCUAUAAUCAAUAUUGUCUUCAAUUAAUAUAUCUGUAACCCUUGUUUGUGCUGUGAAAAUCCAAUUUGAGCAUGAUCUACCCACACACCAAAGUAGAUUUUAUUGUGUCUGUGUAUGGUAAAGCCUUUUGGCAUUCAAAGAUACUGUAACUUAAUGGGAAUUGUUAUCACAUGUUUAAUCACCUUUGUGUAAUGUUUUGUACGUGUGAUUUUCCAAGGUGGUUGUUUCUUUAUUGAGUCUGAAUAAUAUAAUAUGCAUUUUCAGAGUGUAUAUUGAACAAAAGGCUAGAAAACUUCAAAUGCUUCACUUGUUACAAAAUUGAUGAAAAGUCGUGUUACAUUCAUUACAUGGAGGAGACACUCUCAUAUGUAACUUGUUUUCCUGGACAAUAUGUAAGCAGACUGAAAUAAAUAUUUGACAAAUUAGAAAAAAGGGAAGUAGCACAUGAACUAACUGUGUUGAUACAAUGGAAAUUAAAUAUUACUGAAUGCUUUAAUGGCAUUUGAUGGAAAAAGAUCAUGGUUUAUUGAUGCUGAUAUAUUUUCUUUGAUACAGUCCUAUGACUUCAGUAAUUUUCUCUGCUUUCCUGUGAAGGUGGAGGUAUCAAGACACAGAUAAAUAAGUUACUAGCUUGCUGAAGGUAAGUUUAUGGUGAAAUGGAGCUUAACUCCCAGUCUGUAGACUUUUGUCUUCCUGAUGUUAUAUAUUGCAAAUCCCACUACUGCUGUUGCUGAAAUAUGGAGGAAUGCGCUCAUUAUCUUUACCCUGAACAGAUACACCAUACAUCUUCUUGUUAAUUUUGUUCUUUAUACAAAAGAAAGAAUAAUGUGGGUGCCUUCCUUUUUCCUGGAAAAUUUUCGCAGAAACACAAUCUGGUUUGGUCCUAUCAGACCAAAAAUGCUUUAUGCACACCAGUACAAAUAAUGAAUUUUUUAUUUAGCUGGCAGUCCAGUUCCUAUGGAAGUGCUAUAGAAAGUCAGCCUUCUGCAGGACUUAUAAUAUACUUUAUUGUUAAUACAGUCAUGAUGUAAAAUAUUUUUGAUAUCAAUUUGAUAAAUGCUGUUGUUGAAAUAACCAAGACAACUCUUUCUGGACAAGUCUAGCACUUUCUGAUUGUUUCUACAUGAAGAAUGAUUAGCUGACCUCAGGAUGCUUGCUUUACCUGGGGAAGUGAACGAUGCUUUCACAGCUGCUGAGUCUCACCUCCUAUUCUGUCAUUCAUCCAUUUUUUUAAUAUGCAACCACCUUUCUAAACUAAGUCCUGACCUUUAAAUAGCCACAAAAAGAGAAUGUUUAAAGUAAAAUUUGAAAAUCCAAGGCAUUUAUCGAGUUAGGAGCAAGUGAAAUGGGAAAGAACUAGAAUUUAAUUAACUAUUUUCAUUCAAAAUAACCUAUUUUCUUGUUAAUGACUUACCAUUUGCAUAUGUAAGUCUGUGCUUGAAUAGGGUUUUUGUUCUACACAUUAUGUGCAAUGCUUUGCAUUGUAAUGAAAAAUCAAUGCUCUUAAUUUGCAAAAAGGAGGCUUCUAAUAAUAUUUUUGAGGUUUAUGUUUUUAAGAAGGAGUUCAUAAUUUCUAUCACAGUAGGAGGAAAUUAUAACUUCCUAACAAUUAAGCUUGCAAAAUGUUAUAGCAAUGUGUCCUUAAGGUUUAUUUCUGUAAUUGAACAUUAACAGGCAAAUUAGUUUGAAUACACUAGAAAGGUGUCUUGGAAGUUUUCUUGUCAAAUUGAGCAGCUUACUGCACUUCACUGAAAAACAGCAGAAAACUGGCCAAGAUAUCUUUCACACAUGAGAAAGUACAUUAAAAAUGAUACUGUGGUUUUGCUCACAGAGUCUGCUUCUAGAUGAUGGAAUUCCCAUUGCAAAGCACUUCACUUUCUUUGUAACUCCAAGCCAAUGACUUGCCUUCUCUCUUGUGCUGGCUCCAGGAUGCUGCAAGAGGUGAAGGCAGGGUAGGAGCUGCCUGGCCCAGGAGUAGGUCUGGGUGGGGAAUGGGGCAGCAAGGACAGGCUGUGCUGUCCCAUGUGGGGCAGACACAUGCAGGCAGUCUGGGAAUUGGUUGUACUUGCUGCUACCACUCUUAUCUCCCUUUCUUUUAGGAGGUUCCAAAAAUUCAAUACUGCAAAAGCAUGGUUAUGGACCUGCUUGUGGGGCCAAAUUCCAAUCAAUCAACUAGUGUGGAUAGCUAAUAUGUCACUUUCUGUGUUUCUGCUUCUUUUAACUGAGAAAUCUUUUAUUUGGAAAAUACAUUUGAUAUUCUGGUUCAGGACAGACCAACACAUGGCAGAGAAAUGAUACUCAGAUGCUGAGAAACCCCAAGUUUAGUUAAUGAGCAAUAUAUCAACAAGAUGAGAAAUUCACAGGAAAACUGAGAAUGAAAUUUCUGUCCUGUGAAAGGCAAAGGGAAAAUACACCAUUUUGAGCCAGAAUUCUUCUUGGUUCUGCUAAAUUAGUGUAGUCUUUGCAAAGAAGACAGGAAGAUUGUGCUGGGAUUUUAUUUUCCUCAAUUGUUUAUCGAUUCUUAAUCAAACAUAAUCAUUGUAAAUAUGGCUCUGUUCUUCCCAGUGAAGUUUUUUUCUUCAGAAGAAAAUGUGGAUUCAGCAAAAUUGAUUGAGUUUGUGAUAACUUAUGUAAUCUGGCAAAUAAGAAACAUAGUUGUGCCUGGCUAUUUUUUAACUGGAUCUCACAGGUGUGCCAUACAAUAUAGUGAGUACAUCUAUUCAAUGCCAGAGUGAUAGACUGAAAGAUAUUUCAACUGACUGAAUCAAAGUGUUUUGGCUUGGGUUUUUCUUUUUGUUGGACUGCAUGUGGCUUGGGAACUGUUGGUGCAUAAAGCUCUGACAUGCAAGGUGGAAUGACUUCAGACCGCAGAUUUUGAUCAUUUAGUUAAAAGUGUUUUGAUGUGCAGCUGUGUGGCUGAUGCAAGAGAGUGUGCAAGCACUGGGAGCUGCUUGCUGAAGGGAAGGGCUGUAUGCAAGGGCUGCUUAGUUUUAAGCUACACCACUGUGAUUUAACCCCAGCUGGCAACAAAGAGCAAUGGAGUUACUUUCUCACUGCCUGUUCCUGCCCCUCCAAAAACUUGUGGGUUGGGAUAAAAGCAGUUAAAUAAUGGAAACAAAGUAAAAAAUACUAAUAUGGAUGCUAAUGUUAAUGCUAUUAUUAAUAAAAAGGAGACAAAAAAAAAUAAAACCCAAGACACACACCUGAUGCCCAAUACAAUCACUCACCACCCACUGGCCAAUGCCCAGCCCAUCCUCCACAGUGCCUGGCUCCUCUUGGCCAGCUCCUCCCAAUUUAUACUCUGAGCAUGAAAUCUUGUGGCAUGGAAUUCUCUUUUGACAAGACUGGGUCAGCUUUCUGUUUGUGCUCCAUCCUGUCCUCUUGUGCACCUGCCUGCUGGCAGAGCAUGGGAAAUAGAAAGUUCUUGACUCAGGGUAAGCCAUGCUUAGCCACAACUAAAACAUUGGUGUGUUAUCAACAUAUUUAUUCUCUUACUAAAUCCAAAACGCAGCACUGUACCUGCUGCUCAGAAGAAAAUUAACUAUAACCCAGCUGAAAUCAGGACAAAUAUUUCUGGAAAAUAAUCAUGGAAGUUACCAGCCUGUUCAGUCAGCUUUCCUUCCAAUGUUGAUUUUUAGUUGGCUGCAAAUACAAGUCCUCCUAUUCAGUUUCCUAUUCUGUUAAUACCAAUGGCAACAUCUCAGAUGGGCUUAGGGAUCUACAGAAGGGAAAUAGUCUCCUCCUUCCUCAGUAAACAAAUCCUGGGGCAGACUGAUGGCUCUAGGAAUCUAGGUUGCUACUUCCCUGCUGAAAGAAAUACCAAAAAUACCUACAGCUUUGUACUCCCCUGCAAAUUUGCACCAAACCCUGUAGUAAGCCUCCUGGAGGUAUUAUUGUCUAUUAGAGAUUUAAUGGUGUGAAGACUUGAUAGUGGGUACAUAGUAUGAGAGAAAAUUCUAUUGACAGUGACAGCAGUUGCUUAGGAAAAGUGUAUAGAGGUUAUGGAGACAUGAAAAAUAGAGGUUGUGAGCACUUGUGUACCAAGGUAUGGGUGUACAAGAUUUCUUUGUGCUUUUAAUUUAUAAACUCUGAUUUUACAUAUUUUACUUCUCUUUGUUACAAAGCAACCAAUUUAUCUUCAAAUUAGCUGAAAUAUGUUCUAAAAGCUUUGAAAACACAAUCUAGACAGUAUUGAUGUAUGGAGGUAAAGCAGACAACCCUGGUACUGAUGUACAAAACAUUUGGCAGAGUGGGAGAAUGGUGCAAGGUAAAAGGAGAGUUUGGAAACUACUGUGAAAUACAGCAGACUUUCUUGGUAGAGGCCACAAUGUCCAGGAAGAAAAGUACUUAUUACUGCUAAUGCAUUUUCUCCCAAACUGUCUCUCAUUAAAGUAAAUACUUAGCUGUCUGUCUCCAAAACAGCCCCUAUCAUUUUUUAAAUCCUUUCCUGUACAAGAAGCUUUUCAGAAAGCAGCACCAGGAAACAGUCAUGAAGGCAGUCUAAUGAUAGACCUGCAACUAUAUCUUGCUCUUCAGUCAAAGCUUAGUAUGGACAAA